UAUAUGGUAUGGACCGGGUUUUUUUUUUUCUCCUCCUUCUCGGCGUUUUCGUCGUAUUGUGUGUGGCGCAGUUUGGUGAGGGCUGCUGUGCAACAUGUCGAACGAGAGUAAAGCACGAGGUCCCGAGCAGCUCAGGAAGCUGUUUAUUGGAGGCCUGAGCUUCGAGACGACGGACGACAGUCUGAGGGCCUAUUUUGAACAAUGGGGAACACUGACGGACUGUGUGGUCAUGAAAGACCCGAACUCCAAAAGGUCCAGGGGCUUCGGGUUCGUCACCUACGCCAAUGUGGAAGAAGUAGAUGCUGCCAUGAACGCACGCCCCCACAAAGUGGACGGGAGACUCGUGGAGCCCAAACGAGCCGUGUCCAGAGAGGACUCCAACAAACCCUUUGCACACAUGACCGUAAAAAAGAUAUUUGUGGGCGGCAUCAAAGAAGAUACAGAGGAGUCCCAUCUCCGCGACUACUUCGACCAGUUCGGGAGGAUCGAAGCUAUUGAAAUAAUGGUCGACCGCGGCUCUGGAAAGAAAAGAGGCUUUGCCUUCGUCACCUUCUCAGACCACGACUCAGUAGAUCGCAUCGUUAUUCAGAAAUAUCACACGAUAAACGGCCACAACUCUGAAGUGAGGAAAGCUCUCUCCAGGCAGGAGAUGCAGAAUUCCAGCAUGAGAGGAGGAGGACGCGGCGGUGGUGGUGGUGGAGGAAACUUCGGUGGUAGAUACGGUAACGAUGGUUACAACAACGACUUCAGAGGUGGCCGAGAUGACUUCGGUGGUCGAGGUGGAAGAAGCAACUACGGUGGUGGAGAUAACUACAAUAAUGGAUUUGGAGGCAGUAGUGGUGGUGGUUAUGGUGGUGGAGAUGGCCCUGGCUAUGGAGGAAACCGUGGAUAUGGUGGUGGACAGGGCUAUGGCAACCAAGGUGGUGGAGGAGGAGGAGGAGGAUAUGGCGGCGGUGGAAACGGCUACGACAACUACAACAAUGGUGGAGGAAACUACGGAGGAAGUAACUUUGGAGGAAGUGGUGGUGGUGGCAGUGGAAACUACAGUGAUUUUGGCAACUACAACAACCAGCAGUCCAGUUAUGGCCCAAUGAAGGGAAGCUUUGGUGGUAGUGGAGGAGGCAGGAACAGUGGCCCAUAUGGUGGUGGAUAUGGAGGCAGCUCUGGAGGGGGAGGUGGUGGAUACGGUGGUUCUGGUGGAGGCAGACGGUUUUAAUCCUCGAAGGACUCAGUACUUAGGAGAGGAGACAGGAGAGCGAGAGGGCUGACAGGGCAGCGGCAGGUUUACCUUCUAGACUGCUCAGCCAAUCAGAAGAGGUGUACAGUAGCUAUCAUGAGUGGGACUCCCUGCAUUCAGUUUCAUGACGUCAUGCUGAUACUUUUCUUUUUUUCCUUUUUCUUUGUGGAAACGCAUUCCGAAUGAAAUUUAGGUUUUUAUGUGGAUUUUCAGUUUAGUACUAAUUAUGUGUAACUUCAACCAAACGAAGUUGAAAUAAAGCUUCUUACCGUUUUUAUAAA
Messenger RNA from Astyanax mexicanus (Mexican tetra), 1518 nucleotides. RefSeq names its product heterogeneous nuclear ribonucleoprotein A1b (gene hnrnpa1b). NCBI's taxonomy places the organism in Eukaryota, Metazoa, Chordata, Actinopteri, Characiformes, Acestrorhamphidae. Bases 95 to 1216 code for a protein of 373 amino acids. The transcript is spliced from 11 exons. Gene Ontology annotation, molecular function: RNA binding. The record is from RefSeq and is a predicted model, not a curated record.